Molecule: messenger RNA, 3449 nt
Organism: Pristis pectinata (smalltooth sawfish)
Lineage: Eukaryota; Metazoa; Chordata; Chondrichthyes; Rhinopristiformes; Pristidae
Gene: brip1
Product: BRCA1 interacting helicase 1
Exons: 23
Coding region: 171-3449 (1092 amino acids)
Biological process (GO): nucleotide-excision repair; double-strand break repair involved in meiotic recombination
Cellular component (GO): nucleus
Molecular function (GO): hydrolase activity, acting on acid anhydrides, in phosphorus-containing anhydrides; DNA helicase activity; ATP binding
Source: RefSeq, a predicted model, not a curated record
GCGAUUUGUCGGCGUGGGCGGGGAUUUGCAUGCUGCGCAUGCGUAAUUGCCAUGAGCUGAGGGCGCGAACUGAUGUUGUUCGAUUUAUGUUUUAAGUGAAAACAAAAUCGGAGAACUAUUGAAACACUAAAAUUUCAUUUUCUCAUGUGUAUUGGGAUUAGUUGCUUAAAAUGGCAUCAUCACCAUCGGAAUAUACCAUUGGUGGAGUGAAAAUUCUUUUUCCGUGCAAGGCAUACCCAUCUCAGCUUGCCAUGAUGAAUUCAAUUGUUCGUGGUUUGAACUGCCAACAGCACUGUCUGUUAGAAAGUCCCACUGGAAGUGGAAAGAGUCUUGCAUUGCUUUGCUCUGCAUUGGCCUGGCAGCAAUCUCAAUAUGAGAAAACUGGAAAAGGAACUUGCUCCAAUGAUUGUAAGAAACAAGAGAGCCCACCUGUGUGCAACUGUGUCUGUCACAGAACAAAAAUGUGUUCUGCUCCAACAGCAGUAACAGGACAGGCCACUGCAGCUGUUGCAGACAAAGAAAAUCCCUCAUCAAGUUUAAAUCAAGAUGCUGCAUGUAGUCCAAGAAAUACAUUAUCCUCCAAACUGCACACCAUGAUGAAAGCAGCUUUAAAUAAGAGUGAUGAUGAUUUUCAAUCAGAGAAAAAGCGGAUGCGUAUGCCUGUAACUGAUCCAAAGGUUCGAAAGCGGAGGUGCUUUGAGAAAGGAGUAUGUUAUAUUGAUGACGAUGAUAUAACUUUGGAGCAAGGGAAUGCUGGAUCAUGCAAGAUGAAUGUGAAUUCUGAGGAACAACAUGUUCUACAUACCCCAGAAGUAUCUAGCCCCUGCAACCUAUGUACUUGCAGUUUGAAGACAAAUGGAAAAGAUGAAAGUGCUGCCAAAGGGAAGAAUGAUGGAAAAUCACAAGUCCCAAAAAUAUUUUUUGGCACUCGCACGCACAAACAGAUAGCACAGAUCACUCAUGAACUUCGGCGUACAGCUUACUCGUAUGUUCGAAUGACCAUCCUGUCCAGCAGAGAUCACACCUGUAUACACCCUGAGGUCUCUAAUAGUUACAAUAGGAAUGAAAAAUGCAAGGAGCUCCUGGAGGGGAACGAUGGAAAAUCAUGCCGUUACUAUCACGGUGUCUAUAAACUGAAUGAACAGAGUUCUUUACAGGGGAUUCAUGGUUUGCAAGUUGCUUGGGACAUUGAAGAGUUGGUGAGCCUGGGAAAGAGGCUUCGCUCAUGUGCAUACUUUGCAGCGCGUGAGUUGAUGCAAGAGGCAGAUAUUGUAUUUUGCCCGUAUAAUUACCUUAUGGACCCACAAAUAAGGGAGAGAAUGAAGAUUAACUUGAAAGACCAAAUUCUUAUCUUUGAUGAAGCGCAUAAUAUUGAAGACUGUGCAAGGGAAUCAUCUAGUUUUAGUGUCACGGAAAAUCAACUAUUGUUUGCUCGCGAAGAACUGGAUGGCAUGGUCAACCAGAACAUCAGGAGAAGUGAUCAUGAGGCACUGCGGGCUGUCUGUUACAGUUUUACAAACUGGUUAAAGGAGAGUUCAGGCAAUCUGGUGGAGCGGGAAUUUGAAACAUCUUGCAAGGUCUGGAAUGGGAAAGAAAUGAUAAAUAUUUUUCACAACUGGGGAUUAACCAGUGCUACAUUUUAUAUCUUGCAGAAAUGUCUGGAUGCUGUGAUCGAGAAAGAAGAAAAGAUACUAGUGCUGAAUGGACGGGAGGAGUCAGUAACAGUUCCAACUAUAUGUGCUUCAACACAGAUGGUGCUGAAAGGACUCUUCAUGGUGCUUGAUUUUUUGUUUAGGGACAACAGCAGAUUUGCAGAUGACUAUAGGGUGGCAAUACAGCAGGUUUACACAUGGACCAACCAGCCAGAUUUCAUUGAUGAAAAUGGUUUCUUUGCACGGACUCAGAGAAGGAGAAAUGCACGCAAGAAGUCUGCUGUACUGACCUUGAACUUUUGGUGUUUAAAUCCAGCAGUGGCUUGUUCAGAUCUUAAUAUUGUUAGAUCAAUUGUUCUAACAUCUGGAACAUUAUCCCCAAUGGAGUCAUUCUCUUCUGAGUUGGGCGUGAAGUUCAGUAUCCAGCUGGAGGCUAAUCAUGUAAUUGAUAACUCUCAGGUAUGGGUAGGAACAAUUGGAAUGGGACCAAAUGGACGAAAACUCUGUGCCACUUUCCAACAUACUGAGACAUUUGAGUUCCAGGAUGAGAUUGGAGAUUUGCUGCUGAAGAUUUGUCAAGUUGUCACUCGGGGUGUACUCUGUUUUUUGGCUUCCUACAAGAUGCUGGACAAGCUGCAAAGUCGCUGGAUGCUCACAGGAUUGUGGGGGAAGCUGGAGGAAGUAAAGACGGUCAUUGUUGAGCCAAAAGGAGGUGACAAAAGUGACUUUGAUGCAUUGCUGCAGUCGUACUAUAACGUAAUAAAGGAUAGAGGAAACAAAGGUGGAGCUCUCUUGGUAGCUGUUUGCAGGGGAAAAGUCAGCGAAGGGCUUGAUUUCACUGAUGAUAAUGCCCGUGCAGUAGUUACAAUAGGAAUUCCUUUUCCAAAUGUCAAAGACCUCCAGGUAGAAUUAAAACGGAAAUAUAACGACCAGCAUUCAAGGACACGUGGUCUGCUUCCUGGAAGUCAGUGGUAUGAGAUUCAGGCAUUUCGAGCAUUGAAUCAAGCCCUGGGAAGAUGCAUUCGACAUAAGACUGACUGGGGAGCACUGAUCCUGGUUGAUGACCGAUUUAGAAGUAAUAACAAAAAAUAUAUAACAGGGCUGUCAAAAUGGAUCCGUCGGCAAGUCCAACACCAUCCAAACUUCAACUGUGCUCUGGAUUCAUUGCUCAUGUUUUCCAAUGCUCAACAGAAGAGUGUUAAUGAUUUACCCAAGAUCCUCAGUAGAAUGCCAACUAUUACAACUGGAUGUUCAAAUGAAGAUUUUCCAAAGCCUGCAGAGGAUAAGAACAAAGAUCAUCAGACACAGACCAUCAGCCAACAAGCCUUGUUUGAAAAUAAUAUUCUGAAGUGCACCCAACCCAAGGCCUGCAUGGUUAACCAGAAGAAUAGUCCCAAUGCCAUUCCUACACCUCCCUUCUGUAAUACCAGCAAAGUGAGCAUCACAGGAGGUCCAGGGUUAAAGGUACACAGGUCAUGGAAGGGCAAUGUUAACAAAAGAUCAACAGCAAGAAGCAAGUGUAGAGCGAAGAGGACUGAACCACAUGAAGAGAAGAAUCAAAGACUGAAGCCAUGCCAACCUGGAUUAUACUGUGCUACCUGUGGUGUUGAACUAAUACAAAAUGCUACAGAUAUCCGAAAUGGAGGGAAGAGUUACUCCAAUGAUCUUCUCGCUGUACUCGCAAUUCUCUGCAAAGACUUACGGUCUGGUUGGAUCCCACAGCUGUUUGGCAUUGCCCUCUGCUUUGAAUUCCUGAUACCACACUGGCAAAAGGAGGAAGGAAACAGUGAAAUCUGA